Peromyscus eremicus (cactus mouse) is the source of this 1596-nucleotide messenger RNA. It is a transcript of the gene Dram1, whose product is annotated as DNA damage regulated autophagy modulator 1. The transcript has 7 exons. Gene Ontology annotation, biological process: regulation of autophagy. Gene Ontology annotation, cellular component: lysosome. Lineage: Eukaryota; Metazoa; Chordata; Mammalia; Rodentia; Cricetidae. The coding region runs from base 176 to 892 and encodes 238 amino acids. The record is from RefSeq and is a predicted model, not a curated record.
UCCCUCCCUCCGGGGCUGGGCCCGUCCUGGCUGUCUCCGAGCCUCCUCCGUCCCGCCGCCGCCGCCGCCGCCGCCGCCGAGCGUUAGCUGUCUGUGUCGUGGCCACCGCCUCCAGGCAGCCCGCAGCAAGCCGGCUUCGUGGCCCCGACGACGAGCGCAGCGCCCUCUCACCGCGAUGCUGUGCUUCCUCAGGGGAAUGGCCUUCGUCCCCUUCCUCUUGGUGACAUGGUCGUCUGCAGCCUUCAUCAUCUCCUACGUGGUCGCGGUGCUCUCGGGGCACGUCAACCCCUUCCUCCCCUACAUCAGUGACACAGGAACCACGCCUCCAGAGAGUGGUAUUUUUGGAUUCAUGAUAAACUUCUCCGCAUUUCUUGGUGCAGCUACGAUGUACACGAGAUAUAAAAUAGUGGAGAAGCAAAAUGAGACCUGCUAUUUCGGCACACCGGUCUUUAACUUGGUGUCGCUAGUUCUUGGACUGGUGGGAUGUAUUGGAAUGGGCAUUGUAGCCAAUUUUCAGGAGUUAGCUGUGCCCGUGGUCCACGACGGUGGUGCCCUUCUGGCUUUCGUCUGCGGUGUGGCUUACACACUCCUGCAAUCGAUCAUCUCCUACAAAUCCUGUCCCCAGUGGAACAGCCUCACCACGUGCCACGUCCGGAUGGCCAUCUCGGCCGUCUCCUGCGCGGCUGUCGUCCCCAUGAUUGCCUGUGCUUCCCUAAUUUCCAUAACCAAGCUGGAAUGGAAUCCGAAAGAAAAGGAUUACGUGUAUCACGUAGUGAGUGCUAUCUGUGAAUGGACCGUGGCCUUUGGUUUUAUUUUCUAUUUCCUAACAUUCAUCCAAGAUUUCCAGAGUGUUACCCUAAGGAUAUCCACAGAAAUCAGUGAUGACUUUUGAAGGAGCGAGAAUCCUGUCUCACUCAGUGAAUGUCACAGACAGUUUCUGGAAGUGGCACAGAGGAUAGACGGACUUGGAUGUCACCCUGAUCGGGACUCAUCUGUGGCACAUCCGGGACUUGAAUUUCAUUAAGAAUUUCUAGUAGUUGUUCUAUUUACAAAGGUAUGUUUUCCUAGAGAAUGUUUAGCAUCGAUGACACAUUAGCAAUAUUUUUAUGUUUUCUGAGACACUCUUUAUAUGAACAAAUUCAUAGGCAGAGAAGAUGAGGCAUUACAGAAAAUGGGAGAUUAUUUUUGUAUAGAUUCUUUAGACUUUUUAUGUAUCAAUGAUUUAUGAAAAUACACUAAGUGAAAAAAUGUUUAGUACAUUUUUUUAAAAAAGAAACCAAAUCAGGGGGACAUUCCCUUCAAAAUUUCAUUUUUUAAAAAACACAAUGAUCUGCAUACAUUUUCAUCACAAGAGCAUUUAUAUAAUCUCAUUCACAGUAGUGAUUAUAUGUCCUCAUGGUAGAGAUUUAGUUAAUAAAUUAAUACUAAAGCACUCUGAUUUUCAGUGCAUUAAACAAAAUGCUUUUACAGUUAAGGCCUCAAAACCAUUUACUAUGCACAUUAGCCAGCAGAUGUAGAAGGCCUCCGUUUGAAAAUUCAGCCUCCUCCUUUGCUUCUGCCACGGAGCUGCAAUUAAAGCUUCCGGGCUGCUGUUAA